This is a messenger RNA of Eublepharis macularius, 1914 nucleotides long. RefSeq names its product heat shock 70 kDa protein 1B-like. The transcript has 2 exons. Gene Ontology annotation, biological process: protein refolding; vesicle-mediated transport; cellular response to unfolded protein. NCBI's taxonomy places the organism in Eukaryota, Metazoa, Chordata, Lepidosauria, Squamata, Eublepharidae. Gene Ontology annotation, cellular component: plasma membrane; cytoplasm; nucleus. Gene Ontology annotation, molecular function: ATP binding; heat shock protein binding; misfolded protein binding. Bases 175 to 1914 code for a protein of 579 amino acids. The record is from RefSeq and is a predicted model, not a curated record.
AGAACCCGACCAAAGGGCCCAGCCGUGGGGAUUGAUCUCGGCACCACCUCUUCCUGCGUGGCCAUCUGCCAGAAGGGCAAGGUGGAAACCAUCGUCAACAACUACAGCAACCGAAUCACCCCCAGCUGCGUGGCGUUCACCAACCGGGAGCGCCUCGUGGGAGAACCGGCAGAGAUGCAGAGAGGCCUCGAUCCGGAGAACACCGUCUUCGGUGCAAAGCGGCUGAUUGGGCGUCGCUAUGACGACCCUGCCGUGCAGAGCAGUAUGAAGUGCUGGCCUUUCCGAGUGGUUGAGUGUGCAGAGAAGGUCCGAGUGCAAGUGUCCUAUAGAGGGAUGGAGAAGGCUUUUUAUCCAGAGGAAAUCUCGGCCAUGGUGCUGUCCAAGCUGAAGCAGGCGGCGGAGGCCUAUCUAGGCCGCCCAGUCUCCCAGGCGGUCAUCACGGUCCCAGCCUACUUCAGUGACGCCCAGCGCCAGGCCACCAUUGAUGCCGGCGCCAUUGCGGGACUCAGGGUCCUGAGGCUGAUCAGUGAGCCCAGUGCAGCCGCCAUCGCCUAUGGCCUGAAUGACGACACCCACUGGAAAGUGAAGAGGAACAUCCUUGUCUUUGCCCUGGGUGGGGGGACACUGGAUGUGUCUGUCCUCUCUGUCCAAGACGGCAUCUUUGAAGUGGUCGCUACAACCGGAGAUACGCAGCUGGGCGGAGAGGACUUUGACCGGCGGCUGCUGGACCAUCUCAUGCAGGAAUUCCAGAAGAAACACAAAGAGGAUCUCGGCCAGAGCGCCAAGGCAGUGCAGAGGCUGCAGGUGGCUUGUGAGAAAGCGAAACGGGCCCUGAGCGCCAACGUUAGGGCCACCGUCUCCGUUGACGCCCUGCACCAGGGAGUGGACUUCUGCGCCACCAUCACCCGGGCCUGCUUCGAAGACCUGUGUGCUGAUCUCUUCCAGGCCACGAUGGAUCACGUGGAGAGGGCCCUGGAGGAUGCUGGGAUGAAAAAGGCCCAGAUCCAUGACAUUGUGCUCGUGGGAGGCUCUACGCGCAUCCCCAUGAUACAGAACCUCCUGUCAAAAUUCUUUGAGGGGAAGGCGCUCCGGAAGAGUAUCAACCCCGAGGAAGCCGUGGCGCACGGGGCAGCCAUCCAAGCAGCCAUCUUGACGGGCCACCGGUACCAGAACCUGCAGAACCUUCUGCUCUUGGACGUGACCCCCGUUUCCCUGGGACUGGAGACCGUAGGGGGGGUGAUGGACGUCGUGGUGAAGCGUAACUCUCCCAUCCCAACCAAGGAGACCAGAAACUUCUCCACCACCGAGGACAACCAAAACAGCCUUUUCUUGCAGAUCUACGAAGGGGAGCGAACGCUGACCAAACACAACCGCCUCCUGGGAACGGUCACUCUGAGCGGCCUUUGCCCUGCGCCACGUUGCGUGCCGGUUAUUGUGGUCACCUUUGCCGUGGAUCACAACAACAUCCUCACUGUUUCUGCUACGGAAAGAGGCACCGGCAACAGUAGACAGCUCGUCAUCACGAACGCCCGAGGCAGGCUGGAUCGAGAAGAGAUGGAGCGCAUCGUACAAGAGGAGGAAGAAUACAGAGAACAGGAGAAGGUGGAACAGGAGAAGACAGAAGCCUUGAACUCUUUGGAGUCCUCCACUUUCCAGCUCAAGAGGGUUGCUGAGCAAGGAAAGUCGCUGGACGAUCGAGCCAAGAGGAGGGUGCUGGAGAUGUGUGAGGAGACCGCCUUGUGGCUGGAGGAAAACCAGCUGGCGCCAAAGAAGGAGUACGAGGAGCGGAAGAGAGAGCUGGAGGACGUGUGCUAUUCCAUCAUCACCCGAGUUCUCCAGGGAGCCAUCCCGUGCUCUGUGCAGACACGCACAUCACCUUGGGAAUUGGCUUCUAUAAAAAAAGGGAGAGUGUAA